GGGCAACUCGACGUGCGCGUCCACCUUGACCCCGCGCUCCAUCGCGCGUCCAGCAGAGUUCACAUUUACCCAUAAAAAAAAAAAAAAGUGAAAAUGAGCAACCGACGGAAACGCGCUCCUCCAGUGAAAGUAGAUGAAGAAAAGCAACAGCAGCUUCGUUGGAAUAUGCAUGAGGACAGAAGGAAUGAACCUGUCACCUUAACUGAUGAUGAGCAUCCCUACCCAGCUUCAGAGUCCUCUUCUGCUCAGUGCAUCAUCCUAGAUGAUAGCCUAAAGGAAGAAGUGGCUCACAGAGAUAAAAAGAGAUGUUCAGAGUCAGUGUGCAUCUCAGAAUCAGUCGAUAAAGAAGAGACUGGUGACAGUUUUUCCCCUUUGUCAGUAAAGCUGAAUAUUGUGAUUUCUCCCUGUCGCUUUGAUAAUUCUUGGAAAGCACUUCUAGGAGAAUUCACUCUUCAGCUUCUUCCAGAACAGAGUUUAAUUGAAAAUUUUUCUGAAAGGAGUUUUACACUGAUGAGUUCAGAGUCAAGCAGUCAGUUCCUGAUCUAUGUUCAUUCAGAAUGCAUAGAUGUGGAGAAACAAGAAAAAGGACUCAACAAGCCAAGCAGUGUUUGUGACAAGGGUACCCGAGUGGAAUCAUCCUUCAGUGGUGAAAUGUUAGAGGAUUUGGGGUGGCUACAAAAGAAGAGAAGAAUAAAACUUUACCACAAACCAGAUGGAAAUCACAUUAUUAAGGUUGGAAUUUAUCUUUUGGAAGAUGGCCUAGCAAAACUAGACUUUUUGAGUGAUGCAAAUUCAAGAAUGAAAAAGUUCAAUCAACUCAUGAAGAAAGUGAUGGAAAAGUUAUACAAUUUUAUUAUUCCAGAUGUGUUGGAAGAGGAUGAGGAAGAUUCAGAGAGUGAGCCAGAGGGACAGGACAUUGAUGAGCUCUAUCACUUUGUGAAGCAAACACAUCAGCAAGAAACACAGUCCAUUCAAGUGGAUGUCCAGCAUCCUGCAUUGACUCCUGUAUUGAGACCUUACCAAAGAGAGGCUGUCAAUUGGAUGCUACAACAAGAGCAUUUCAGAAGUGCUCCCAUUAGUGAAAAUGCCCUGCACUUCUUAUGGCGAGAGAUUGUUACAUCUGAGGGUUUGAAACUCUACUACAACCCAUAUACAGGCUGCAUCAUCCGUGAGUACCCAAGUGCUGGGCCACAGUUGUUUGGUGGAAUCUUAGCAGAUGAGAUGGGUCUCGGAAAGACAGUGGAGGUUUUGGCUCUGAUUCUGACACACAUUCGACAGGAUGUCAAACAAGAUGCUCUGACUCUUCCUGAGGGAAAAGUGGUCAAUUAUUUCAUUCCAUCACAUUCUGGAGGACAAGUAAAAAACACAGAAACUCAGAUUAUGGAAAUUGAACCCAAAGAAAAAGUUCAGUGCCCCCCUACACGUGUGAUGAUCCUGACAGCUGUAAAAGAAAUGAAUGGAAAAAAGGGAGUUUCCAUCCUUUCCAUCUAUAAGUAUGUCAGUUCUAUAUAUAGAUAUGAUGUUCAUCGUAACAAGAGUCUUCUGAAACGGAUGCUGAAAUGUUUAAUUUUCGAAGGUCUUGUGAAACAGAUCAAAGGCCAUGGUUUUUCUGGCACUUUUACAUUGGGGAAGAAUUACAAGGAAGAGGAUAUAUAUGAUAAAACCAAAAAGCAGGCAGUAUGGAGUCCGAGGAAAAUUCAGAAAGAAUCCAGAAAGUCAUUGAGCAAGGACACAGAUUCUGAGUACUUGCCAUCAAACACCUCUGAUGAUGAUGAUAAUCCUUACUAUUAUUACUAUAAGCCCAGGAGAAAUCGUAGUAAAGUGAGGAAAAAGCCUGUUCCAUCCACAAAAAAGGAACAAAGUCAACCUGACAUCGAUCUCAGUUCACAAAAUCAUGAUCCAGCGACCAGUGACUCUGGAAUCACUGAUGUUACCACAUCCACAAGUACCUGUGUCUUUGAAGUCCAGCAAGAACAUGCAGCAGAGACCCAAGCUGAAUCUCUAAACUCUGCUGGUGGUGAUGUGCCACAUUCUAAUAUUAUGAGUCCCUAUAAUUCAUCCGAUUAUCGCUUUGAGUGCAUAUGUGGUGAACUUGACCAUAUUGACCGUAAGCCUCGUGUUCAGUGCCUGAAAUGCCACCUGUGGCAACAUGCAAAAUGUGUGAAUUAUGAAGAGAAGAAUCUGAAGAUUAAGCCUUUCUAUUGCCCCCACUGCCUUGUUGCAAUGGAGCCAGUAUCAACUAGAGCAACUCUGAUCAUCUCACCCAGUUCCAUAUGUCAUCAGUGGGUGGAUGAAAUCAAUAGGCAUGUGAGAUCAUCAUCUCUUCGAGUCUUGGUAUAUCAAGGAGUGAAGAAAGAUGGCUUCUUACAGCCUCAUUUUUUGGCAGAACAGGAUAUAGUUAUCAUUACCUAUGAUGUCCUUCGUUCAGAGCUAAAUUAUGUAGAUAUCCCACACAGCAAUAGUGAGGAUGGGCGUCGCUUACGGAACCAGAAGCGCUAUAUGGCCAUUCCAAGCCCUCUGGUAGCUGUGGAAUGGUGGAGGAUCUGCCUUGAUGAAGCUCAGAUGGUUGAAUGCCCUGCUGUAAAAGCUGCAGAAAUGGCUCAGCGCUUGAGUGGGAUUAAUCGCUGGUGCAUCAGUGGCACUCCAGUACAGAGAGGACUGGAGGAUCUUUUUGGACUAGUGGUCUUUCUUGGUGUUGAACCUUUCUGUGUCAAGCAUUGGUGGGUUCGACUUCUCUACCACCCUUACUGCAGGAAGAAUCCUCAGCCCCUCUACAGCUUUAUUGCCAAGAUUCUGUGGAGGUCUGCAAAGAAAGAUGUGAUUGACCAAAUUCAGAUACCUCCUCAGACAGAAGAAACCCACUGGCUCCACUUUUCUCCAGUGGAAAGACAUUUCUAUCACCGUCAGCAUGAGGUGUGCUGCCAGGAUGCCGUAGUCAAACUCAGGAAGAUUUCUGACUGGGCUCUGAAGCUCAGCAGCCUGGACCGAAGGACUGUCACCUCCAUCCUGUACCCACUGCUGAGGCUCCGGCAGGCCUGCUGCCACCCACAGGCCGUUCGCGGAGAGUUCCUGCCACUCCAAAAAAGCACCAUGACAAUGGAAGAGCUUCUGACAUCACUGCAGAAGAAAUGUGGAACUGAAUGUGAAGAAGCACAUCGGCAAUUAGUUUGUGCUCUCAAUGGCUUAGCAGGCAUCCACAUCAUUAAAGGUGAGUAUGAAUUGGCAGCAGAACUGUACAGAGAGGUGUUGCGUUCAUCUGAGGAACACAAAGGAAAACUCAAAACUGAUUCACUCCAAAGACUUCAUGCAACUCAUAAUUUGAUGGAAUUGUUGGCAGACAAGCACCCAGGGAUACCUCCUACCUUGCGAGAUAGCAGACUUGAGGAAGAGGCCAGACAGCUGAGGGAGCAUUAUAUGAGCAAGUGUAACACUGAGGUUGCUGAAGCACAGCAAGCUUUGCUGCCUGUGCAGCAGACCAUACGUGAGCUCCAAAGAAAGAUUUAUUCUAAUUCUCCUUGGUGGCUGAAUGUGAUCCAUAGAGCAGUGGAAUUCUCUAUUGAUGAGGAGCUUGUCCAACGAGUGCGAAAUGAAAUAACCAGCAACUACAAGCAACAAACUAGCAAGCUUUCUAUGUCAGAGAAGUUCCGUGAUUGCAGAGGUCUUCAGUUCUUACUAACAACACAAAUGGAAGAACUAAAUAAAUUCCAGAAGCUAGUCAGAGAGGCUGUUAAAAACUUGGAGGGACCUCCAUCUCGAAAUGUUAUUGAGUCUGCAACAAUCUGCCACCUCCGACCAAUUAGACUUCCUCUCAACUGCUGUGUCUUUUGUAAGGCUGAUGAAUUGUUCACAGAGUAUGAAUCAAAGCUAUUUUCUCACACAGUCAAAGGCCAGACUGCAAUAUUUGAGGAGAUGAUAGAAGAUGAAGAAGGACUGGUGGAUGAUCGAGCACCUACCACCAACCGAGGUCUAUGGGCAAUAAGUGAGACAGAGCGAUCUAUGAAAGCUCUACUAUCAUUUGCAAAAUCACAUAGAUUUGUUGAAUUCAUUGAUGAAGGAAGUACUUCAAUGGAUCUCUUUGAAGCGUGGAAAAAGGAAUAUAAGUUGCUUCAUGAGUACUGGAUGGCUCUGAGGAAUCGUGUAUCUGCUGUUGAUGAACUGGCAAUGGCUACAGAACGUCUAAGAAUUCGUCAUCCUAGGGAGCCAAAGCCCAAUCCACCUGUUCUUCACAUCAUUGAACCACAUGAGGUGGAGCAAAAUCGGAUAAAACUACUAAAUGAUAAAGCUGUUGCUGCAUCACAGCUUCAGAAAAAACUUGGGCAGCUUCUUUACCUAACUAACUUGGAGAAGUCUCAAGACAAAACGUCAGGAGGUAUUAAUCCAGAACCUUGUCCAAUCUGUGCUCGGCAGCUGGGAAAACAGUGGGCAGUCCUGACCUGUGGGCACUGUUUCUGUAAUGAAUGCGUUUCCAUUAUUAUCGAACAGUACAGUGUGGGCUCCCACAGAAGCUCCAUUAAGUGUGCCAUCUGCCGCCAGAACACAUCUCACAAAGAAAUCUCGUAUGUCUUCACCUCGGAGAAAGCCAGCCAGGAAGAGGACAUCCCUGUGAAGGGUAGUCAUUCUACAAAAGUGGAAGCUGUGGUCAGAACUCUGAUGAGAAUCCAGCUUAGAGAUCCGGAAGCUAAAGCACUCGUUUUCUCAACGUGGCAAGAUGUAUUAGAUAUUAUUUCAAAAGCUCUCACUGACAACAACAUGGAAUUUGCACAGAUCAGUCGUGUGAAGACAUUUCAGGAGAACCUUUCAGCAUUUAAACAUGAUCCCCAAAUCAAUAUUUUGCUGCUGCCCCUGCACACAGGUUCUAAUGGAUUAACUAUCAUUGAAGCUACUCACGUUCUCUUGGUGGAGCCCAUAUUGAACCCUGCCCAUGAGCUUCAGGCCAUAGGAAGGGUGCACCGAAUUGGACAAACAAAACCUACUAUUGUACACAGAUUCUUGAUUAAAGCAACAAUAGAAGAAAGAAUGCAAGCAAUGCUGAAAACUGCUGAGAGGAGUCACACCAGCUCAUCGGGGAAGCAUCCAGAGGCCUCUGUCUUGACCGUGGCUGAUCUGGCAGACCUCUUUACCAAAGACACUGAAGAACUUGAAUGAAGUGCACCUGAUUCAGUCUGCAAACGUCAAUGUAUUUAAAAACUGCCGUAGCUUGUAGAGCGAAGUUACAAGUAAACUAUCCACUAGAUGUCAGUAUCCACUGUUCUUAGGCAAAUGAAUUUCCUUCUUUUCCAGUUGUACAGUGUCCCAGUAGUCAUGGAGCCCUUUUCAAUAUGCUGUUUCCAGAAGAUCUGUAAAGGUUUUAAUUUUUCACUCCUAAUAAAACAUUUAUUUUUGUUCUGAAGAAUAUCUAUAUCUGAGUGAAUGAAGGCAGGUACUAUGUACAUUUCUUUUGAUAAGGUCAGUCUUAAAAGGAGUUGGAACACGAGAAAGUAAACUAGCCUAGUUUUGUAUGACCUGGUUGUACAACCAACACGAAUCUCACUUUUGGAAGGGCCUUCAGUAUCUUUAGCACAUAACUCAGCAAUAUCUUGUAAGUACUAUUUUUAGUAGAUAAUGAAUUAUAUUAACUCCUAGUUAUUUAAGUAGGUUUAGACUGUAACUUCAUACAUAGUAACUACAGUACUACAACUCCUAACAAUAACUUAAUAUUAGGCAAUUAUUUCUUUUCUCUGUAUCUUGCCACGAAAAUUUGAAACACUUUUCCUGUUUCUAUUACAUGUUAAGUAGUGUCAGUGUAAGCAGUUAACUUUAAAUAGGGCUUCUAAAUGUAUUAAUGUUCAUCUUAAAAUUAAUCUGCUUUCU
Molecule: messenger RNA, 5850 nt
Organism: Eptesicus fuscus (big brown bat)
Lineage: Eukaryota; Metazoa; Chordata; Mammalia; Chiroptera; Vespertilionidae
Gene: SHPRH
Product: SNF2 histone linker PHD RING helicase
Exons: 30
Coding region: 94-5145 (1683 amino acids)
Biological process (GO): nucleosome assembly; DNA damage response; protein polyubiquitination
Cellular component (GO): nucleosome; nucleus
Molecular function (GO): ATP-dependent chromatin remodeler activity; DNA binding; ubiquitin protein ligase activity
Source: RefSeq, a predicted model, not a curated record